AUGAAUAUGCAUAGUGCCUGCUACCAGCGCUUUUACAACUACGUCGCCAUUUCGCUGGGCAUGACUUCGUUCAACUACAACGCCACCACGGCCACUUACAAGCAACGGCUGUGGAUGCGGGUGUUGGCUCUGGUGGGAAAUCUGUGCACGGUUCUGUCGCUGCCUUUUAUCUUCAGGGACGCCAUGGAGCGCACCUCUGCGAUACAGUGGAAUCCCACGAUGACCUACACGAAUUACCUAACAUACAGUGUGCGCACCUUGGUGGUGCUCUACACCAUAUUGAAGCGUGGAAAAAUCGACUUGGUCAACUAUGAAGUGCUGCGUAAGUACCGCUGUUUGCGUGAGACUUACCUGGGUCAGCUGCCGCGUGUGGCUCUCAUCGAACGGCGCAUGAAUCGACUCUUCUAUGCCAAAUAUAUAAAUAUGAGCAUGCUAAUUCUUCUAACGGCGGUGAUCUUUCUACAAAUCAGGGGGUUUGAGUUCACUUGGUCGAAUUUGUAUCUCUUAUUGAUGGUACUGCAAACGACGGCCAUACUGCAUCUGACGAUAUUCAACUUCUUUUGGUUCUUGUGGUCCAUUUGUUGUAGUCUGAAGUACGUGCAAUGGCGCAUACGAAAUUUGUUGCUGGAGAUGAGUGAGAGCGUACGGACGGGCAAGCGCUGGCGUCUGAACAUGUUGGCCGCGGAAGUCCAGCGCAUAUUGGAGGCGCACUGGCAGCUGUCGGAACUGGCGCGGUUGGUGACGCAGAACUAUCGCUUUUUGGCACUGGCAUUGUUCUUUGAUGAGAUUACUUCGGUCGUGCGGCAACUCUACUAUGGCUUCAUCUUCACCUUCGACCACAGAGCUGAGCUUUAUUUCUUAGUUGUUGGCACUGUUUAUUUCUUCGCUAUGGUAUUGGACGUGUACCUGAAUUUCUUGAUAUGUGACAUAACUGUAAGGGCUUACUAUGCGUGUGUGCAUCAAUUGGACAAUAUUUAUGCAUUGGACUCGCACUGCAAGGCCCUCGAAGAAACGGUGAGUUGA
Messenger RNA from Zeugodacus cucurbitae (melon fly), 1023 nucleotides. RefSeq names its product putative gustatory receptor 59b (gene Gr59b). Gene Ontology annotation, biological process: sensory perception of taste. Lineage: Eukaryota; Metazoa; Arthropoda; Insecta; Diptera; Tephritidae. Bases 1 to 1023 code for a protein of 340 amino acids. The record is from RefSeq and is a predicted model, not a curated record. Gene Ontology annotation, cellular component: membrane. The transcript has a single exon.